GGGGUCCGAGUGCGGGCUGAGCCGCCGAGGUCUGGCCGGGGGGCCCGGGGACAGAGGCCUGGGCGGAGCGUGGGGGUGGGGCGGCCGGGCCUGGCCUGGCUUCCGGGGGGGCAGGGUCUGUCCCGUUGCCCGCACGCCCCGGCCCGGGGUUUGAGGAGUGGCUGAGAGAGUGGUGGCAGCUCGGCGAGCGGAGGCGAGGCAGAGAUUCCCGGGCACGGCUGCAGGCCGAGGCCCAGGUGUGCGGGACGCGGCCGGAGCGGGCUUCACGGCCCCGCUGCAGACCCGGUUCGCAUCUCGCCGGCCCCGAGCCCGGCUGCCGCGCCUCGCCAUGCCCGCGGGCUGAGCGCCACCCGCCGCCGCCAUCCGGGCCUCCCAGCGCCGCGUGGCGCCUGACGUUGGGGCCCCGGUGGCCGACCAUGGUGCUGCCGCCCCCGGACCGGCGGCACGUGUGCCUGACCACGCUGGUGAUCAUGGGCAGCAUGGCCGUGAUGGACGCGUACCUGGUGGAGCAGAACCAGGGCCCGCGCAAGAUCGGCGUGUGCAUCGUGGUGCUGGUGGGCGACGUGUGCUUUCUGCUGGUGCUGCGCUACGUGGCCGUGUGGGUGGGCGCCGAGGUGCGCACGGCCAAGCGCGGCUACGCCAUGAUCCUCUGGUUCCUGUACGUGUUCGUGCUGGAGAUCAAGCUCUACUUCGUGUUCCAGAACUACAAGGCGGCGCGGCGCAGCGCCACCGACCCCGUUGCGCGCAAGGCGCUGACUCUGCUGCUGUCGGUGUGCGUGCCGGGCCUCUUUCUGCUGCUCGUGGCCCUCGACCGCAUGGAGUACGUGCGCACCUUCCGCAAGCGCGAGGACCUGCGCGGCCGCCUCUUCUGGGUGGCGCUGGACCUGCUGGACCUGCUGGACAUGCAGGCCAGCCUGUGGGAGCCGCCGCGCAGCGGGCUGCCGCUGUGGGCCGAGGGCCUCACCUUCUUCUACUGCUACAUGCUGCUGCUCGUGCUGCCGUGCGUGGCGCUCAGCGAGGUCAGCAUGCAGGGUGAGCACAUUGCGCCUCAGAAGAUGAUGCUCUACCCGGUGCUCAGCCUCGCCACCGUCAACGUGGUGGCUGUGCUGGCGCGCGCCGCCAACCUGGCACUCUUCCGCGACAGCCGCGUCUCGGCCAUCUUCGUGGGCAAGAACGUGGUGGCGCUGGCCACCAAGGCCUGCACCUUCCUCGAGUACCGGCGCCAGGUGCGCGACUUCCCGCCGCCCGCGCUCGCGCUCGAGCUGCAGCCGCCGCCGCCCGCUCAGCGCAACACGGUGCCGGCGCCCCCGCACGGCCCGCCCGGGCGCCCCCACGGGCCCUCGCCCACACGCGAAGCCCUGGACACGUGACGGGUCCCGCGGGGCGCGGUGGGGGCGGCGAGGGCCCCCUCCGCCUCCCGCUGCUGCUUCAUCUCAGGAAUCCCCCGUCCUCGGCGCGCUGCCCUCUUGGCCGGGGAGGCCCGCGCGGAGGCCUGGGCCCUGGGGGCGCCUCUGUCGUUUUAAAGACUCGUGUUCACGGUUUUGUACCUGCAA
Molecule: messenger RNA, 1553 nt
Organism: Ochotona princeps (American pika)
Lineage: Eukaryota; Metazoa; Chordata; Mammalia; Lagomorpha; Ochotonidae
Gene: TMEM121
Product: transmembrane protein 121
Exons: 2
Coding region: 417-1370 (317 amino acids)
Source: RefSeq, a predicted model, not a curated record